AUGGCAUUCCUUUCACCACAUGCGCUAAGGAAGAGACUGCAGCUGAGGAAAAGAGGACGCACCAACAAAACUGCAGGCGAUGAUUCCAAACCGGCGGAUGAUUCCAAACCGGCGGAUGAUUCCAAACCGGCGGAUGAUUCCCAACGCACAUCCAUCGGUGAUUCCGAAAACUCAAUGCUUACCUCUGCAAAUGCAUUUGAAAGGAAGACAGAAAUACAACCCGAGGUCUACGGAUACGAGAAUGCAAUUCCUGACGCGGCUGCAAAGAACAUGGCCAGAGCUUCUAGUAGAGAUCCCUACGGAUAUGAAUUGCAUGAUCCGUCCUCGCCAGGAGCGCAACCAAGACGAUCCUCCUUGAAAGGAUCUAACCCUGAACCUCGACUACGACGAAGGCGCCACUCCAUCUGCUUUGAAAACGAAGUGAAAGUUAACAAAGUGGUUCCAAUCGCAACAAUGGUGAAUGACAAGGGAGAAAUGUGGCUUCAAGGCAAAGACUACUACAAAAUUAUCAACAAGGUCAACACGAUUGUUGACCAAACUAACAGUGGCAAGGGGAAAAAAUAUUGUGUAAGAGGUUUGGAGCAUAUGGUUAAAAGAAGGGACGACCCAAGUGAGCCUCGAUCUGAGGCGUGGGACACCGUUUUGUACGAACAACAAAUUCAGCAGGCCACGGGAGACUACAAUGAAGAAGCAUUGUCUAGAAAAUACAGAUGUUGUUCGAACCAAAGUCGAAUGAAAGCGAAGAUUCGGGCCAUUAAGGAUGAACAAGACGUAUCUACAUACUUGGAGGAUACUAGAAGGCAUUGUCGCCGAAUGUCUAUGUGA
Messenger RNA from Cylindrotheca closterium, 825 nucleotides. The record is from the annotation of a GenBank genome assembly. Lineage: Eukaryota; Bacillariophyta; Bacillariophyceae; Bacillariales; Bacillariaceae.